Molecule: messenger RNA, 1461 nt
Organism: Saprolegnia diclina VS20
Lineage: Eukaryota; Oomycota; Saprolegniomycetes; Saprolegniales; Saprolegniaceae
Exons: 2
Coding region: 1-1461 (486 amino acids)
Cellular component (GO): plasma membrane
Molecular function (GO): oxidoreductase activity
Source: RefSeq, a predicted model, not a curated record
AUGGCCUUCCACGCCAUCUCAACGCCAACGCAACAUGUGCAGUUGCACGUGGAUGCCAAGCCAGCGCCGCCCAAGUUUGCGCUCGUCCCGCACAUCGUCGCGGGGUUGCUCAUGCUCUACUCCAUCUUUGCCAUCACGGUGAUCUACACGCCGAUGACGGCGCCCAUCACGACGUCGUUCAUCAACCCGCUCUGGGACAUCAACCCCAAGGUCAAAAACUCUGGCCACUCGGAGAUGGUCAACUACACGUACCUCUUCUUCGCCGUGAUUUUGCCGCUCUUUGUCGCCUACUUGAUCGUCCGUUUGGCCACUCGAGGCGCGACGUUCCCGGUGCCGGCGCUCUCGCACAUGCUCCAGCGCAAGCCGCGCUUCUUGUGGUCGCUUGUGAGCUACGGCGAGGUCCUCUUCUUGCUUCUCGUCGUCGUCGGCAACGUCGUUUUCUUCUACUACUUUUAUAGCCCGCGCAUCAAGCCCACGACCAAGACGCAGGCCAAGAUCGAAACCGCGGCCAAGACGCUCGGCUUCUCGACCUUGUACAACAUGGUGUUCCUCGCGCUGCCCGCGUCGCGCCACUGCUUUUGGAUGGAGUGGCUCGGCAUUCCGUACGCCCACGGUGUCAAGUACCACCGCUGGCUCGGUAUCGUCGUGAUCCUCUGCGCGGCCGUGCACACGGCGUUCUACGUCCAAGUGUUUAUCGCUGACAACGAGUCGCUCAUGCUGCUGCCGUGCUUCAACUGCAACGUGGCCAAGGAAGGCAAGAUGAACUGGAUCAACACAUUUGGCUGGCUCUCGUUCCUGAGCAUGUUUGUCAUGGGCCUCACGUCGCUCCCGUACGUGCGCCGCCACUACUACAAGGUGUUUUACUACACGCACUUUCUCUUCAUUCCCGCCACGGCCUUUGCGAUCAUGCACUGGGGCAACAUUGCCAUCUGGCUCUUCGCCACCAUCGUGCUCUACAUUGGCAACCGCAUGCUCUCGUCUGCGACCAUCCAAGCGCCGGUCGUCAUCCAGAAGGCCGCCGCGUACCCGCACGAAGUGACCGAGUUGACCUUCGAGUGUGCUACGUCGUACCAAGCCGGCGACGUUGUCUACCUCAAGGUGCCGUCGGUCUCCAAGACGCAGUGGCACCCGUUCAGCGUUGCGUCGACGCCGCUGCACACGCCUGGCUCGCUCACGGUGUACAUCAAGACGCUCGGUCAGUGGUCCGGCCAGGUGCACGAGUACAUUCGUCAGUGCACGGCUUCCGGUGUCGACCCCGUCGUGUACAUGGACGGCGGGUACGUCUCGCCCGCACUCGUUCCGGCGUCGUAUGAAAAAGUGGUCUUCAUCGGCGGCGGCAUCGGUGUCACCCCGCUCAUGGCCCAGAUCAUGCACGUCCUGUACACGGCGCCGUCGCAGGAAGUCCAUUUGGUCUGGCACCGACGGGUCUCUCGUCCAACUUGCGCCUCCACCUCUUUGUGA